AUGUCACCUCUGUCGUCGCAGUACGUCGAGUCGGACGACGACUCGAGCCACUCGCCCGCCCCCAAGGCCACGUCGCGCUCGACAAAGUCGCACAAGGCCAAGCACGCCGUCGAGUCCGACCCCGAGUCGUCCGAGGACAAGCCGCUCGCCAAAAAGCCCAAGCACGACUCGUCGUCCAAGCACAACACGAACAAGGACCGCAAGCCGCCGCGCCGCGACUACGCGGACUCGCCGCCGCCGCCCAAGCCCAAGACCAAGACCAAGGGCAAGGACAAGGACAAGGACAAGAAGCGCAAGCGCACCGACGACUCGCCUCCUCCCGUCGCCGCCGCGAGCAACAAGAAGGACAAGAAGCCCGUGCGCAAGGUCGGCGAGGCGAGGCGCGCGACGGGCGAGGUCCUGACCGACGACAAGGGCAACCCGUACGUCGACCUCGGCGCCAACAAGCGCGUCGUCGUGAGCGACUUCAAGGGCAAGACGCUCGUCCAGAUCCGCGAGUACUACAACGACAACGGCGAGUGGAAGCCGGGCAAGAAGGGCAUCGCGCUCCCGGUCGACGCGUGGGACCGCCUCAAGAAGUCCGUCGCCGCCAUCGACUCGGCCAUCGACGACCUCGUCGGCUGA
Rhodotorula graminis WP1 is the source of this 624-nucleotide messenger RNA. RefSeq lists its product as uncharacterized. The transcript has 4 exons. Bases 1 to 624 code for a protein of 207 amino acids. Gene Ontology annotation, molecular function: DNA binding; transcription coactivator activity. The record is from RefSeq and is a predicted model, not a curated record. NCBI's taxonomy places the organism in Eukaryota, Fungi, Basidiomycota, Microbotryomycetes, Sporidiobolales, Sporidiobolaceae. Gene Ontology annotation, biological process: positive regulation of transcription initiation by RNA polymerase II.